CUGCUGACAGGUUAGCCCAGCUACACAGUUCCACAGUUUUGUUAGGUUUGCUGUGAGCAAGAAAUCAGGAAGACUUUGCUGAUGCUCGCAUACAACAUUAAAGAUGAGACACUGGCCUUUUUAAACACAAGUGGAAUUUAUCAGCAAGUUGCAAGGGCCGGAUCAUCUUGUAUCUAAAGCAGGAUGCAGGACAACACUGAACAGCAGCCGUCCCUGUCACAGAUGCUGAGGGAGAGUUACCUGGCCGAGGCCCGAGCCCAACAACGCCACAGCGAAAUGAGCCGCUCCGAUGCCUCCUCCUCUCGCCUCCAGAUCUACAGUUCUCUCAAAGGAAAAGCAGAGGACUCAAUGGGCCAUACAGACCAGCACUUUCCUGACCUGUCUGCCUUCCUCAGUCAAGAGGAGCUGGACAAGAGUGUCAAUCUGGCCCGACAAGCCAUUGGACAUGAGCCGCGAGACGAGAGGGCAGAGGUCAAAGGUCACUCUGAAAUAUGCUCGGCCCCAGUUACGUAUCCUCCAACCUCCUCUGACUCUUUCACUAACUCUCCUUCAAUAAAUGUCCCAUUCAAUCCAACCCAAACCAAUGCGAUCACGCAGCCCGCGUCUGAAUUCAGAGAAACACCACAUACAACAUAUGCACCGGACAGAAAGACGCACAAGCCAUCCUCACGGCAGGACAAUGUCAGAAACAGUAGGGAUUCAGGAGAUGCCUACAAUGACUUUAACAGGUCAUCACGUAGUGUCCCAUAUGGACUCGAGACCCAGUCAAAGAAAGAGUUUCUCAACAAAGCAGCAGACUUCAUAGAGGAGCUCUCCUCUCUGUUCAAGGCAAACAGCUCAAAGAGGGUUCGGCCGAGAUCGUGUAAAACUCACAGGGGUAGGAGUCAAAACAAGAGCCAGGCCGAUGGGAUGGUUCUUCCUAUAGCCUGUGACAACAGGGAGCGUAGUGUGUUAGCUCCAGACAUCGACAAAGACAGACCUGGACCUGUGGACGAUCAAGAACCUGAAGUCCAGGCUGAUUCCAGGACUGAGGAGUUUCAGGAGGGUGUUUCUGAGGAGCAACAGUUUGCCACUGUGACUUCUGAGGGGACAGAGGCAGAGAGCACAGCUCUGACAGAAAGCUCAUUCCCUGUGGACACAGUGUGUGAACCUCCAAAAUUCAUCCAAAAACUGAAAAGUCGAGAGGUCUCUGAAGGUAGCAAAGUCCAACUGGACUGCAUUGUUCAAGGACAGCCGGUUCCUGAAGUACGGUGGUUUUGUGAAGGAAAGGAGCUGGAAAACUGUCCCGACAUUCAGAUCAUUACAAACGGAGAGCAUCACUCUCUGAUCAUCGCGGAGGCGUUUGAAGAAGACACAGGGCGGUACUCCUGCUUUGCCUCAAACUUCUAUGGGACAGACUCAACAUCAGCAGAAAUAUAUGUUGAAGGUGCAUCCUCCUCAGAUUCAGAAGAUCAGCGCCUUGAACGAGCAGCACAGCAACAAUGGAAACAAAAAUCACCAUCGACUCAAUCCGAUCAAAGUCUUUCUGCCAAACAUGAACCUGUUGAGCCUAAUGCAGAUUCUCCUGAAGAAGUACAACUAACAGAGGAGCUGACUUUGGCCCCUUCAAACCCCCUCACUACAGAUCCAUCUGUGUCUGCCCCAGAGCCUCUGUCCUCUGCCCCAGAGCCUCUGUCCUCUGCCCCAGAGCCUCUGUCCUCUGCCCCAGAGCCUCUGUCCUCUGCCCCAGUGCCUCUGUCCUCUGCCCCAGUGCUUCUGUCCUCUGCCCCAGUGCCUCUGUCCUCUCCUCCAGAGGAGAUCAAUGUGUCUCCCAUAACCCUGCCGACUAUAGCACCCGUCCAACAACUCUUUAAACCAGUAGAGGCAGAACGCCAAGAAGUGUUAGCACCUGUCCAGCUCCACCUGACUCCUACAUCACAGGUUCAGCCUUCAAAUUCAGUGGUCUCAUCUGUGCUCACUGUCCCAGCUCCACCACCCACACAAGCUACACAAGCUGAGAUUCAAAUCUUCAACCAUAGCGUAAAGCAGGAUUUGAAUGGACAACAAAUUAUGGCAGCUCCAGUAUUCACAAAGAGACUACAGGACCUGGAUGCCUCAGAGGGCCAGCUGGUGGUGCUAGAGUGCCGUGUUAAAGGCACCCCCUCCCCCAGAGUAGAGUGGUACCAGGACAGCAAACUCAUCCAGGACUCUCCGGAAUUCAGAAUUCUGCAGAAAAAGCCUAGAUCUCCAACUGAAUCAGAGGACAUAUGUACUUUGGUGAUUGCUGAAGUGUUUCCCGAGGAUUCAGGGACAUUCAAAUGCACCGCAAGCAACAACUAUGGGUCUGUGUCUAGCACAGCUGAACUCAAGAUCAAAGGAAAUGCCAACCACACAAAUCACAUGAGGUCCUCCAGUAUUUUGAGUGUGGAGCCCAGUCAGACACAACCUGCGCCAGUGGAUCUCACCCUUUCAAAGCCACAGUCGGAGCUUACGGUGACUGGCAGCAUCAAGGCUCAUUCGAGCACCAUUCGCCUGGACCCACUCAUCUCCACCUCUGUGCGCUUGGACCCUUUAAACACCAGCACUCUUAGACUUGAUCCACAAACCUCUAGCAUGCUACGGCCAGACCCUCUUCGCAACAGCCUGCCAACGCUAGAACCAUCUAAUGUGAAUAACAGUAACUACUUCAACUCAAAAAGUAGCAGCACACCAAAUUUGGAUCCAUUAAAUGUUAACCGAAAUGUGCCAGUUUCAAGUAUUCCUCAGUCAGAAACACACAACAUUUCACAAGGAUUGUUUCUCAAACCAAUUUUAUCUCAACCAAUUGUAAAGGAAAAGGAAAAUUUGCCCACAUAUCUGGACUUGACUACAGCAACAAACAACAAGGUGUCUUCUAACCAUCAGAAUGAAACACCAGUGAUUGUGUCUCUUCCCGACCCUCCUCCAAACUCCUGUCUAAAAACAGGAACACUAAAGAAGUCCAGACACCAGCGAAGCAGGUCCAGGCGAGUGCACUUUAAGCUGCCAGAGGACGAGGAGCACAGUGAACCGGCCAGUCAGUCCGAAUCAGAAGACAAUGCACAUCUGAACAAAGAGCCACCUCCAGUGCUCGCCAAACCAAAACUGGACCCGGCACAGCUCCAGCUCCUGCACAACCAGGUUCUUCUCGAGCAGCAGCAAGACAGCGACCCCCCAGCCCAAACAGAGACCUCCGCACAGCCCCACCAACCUGUACAAGUCCAAAUACAGUCGGACGUCCAAGCCCAAGAGAAUCCAAUAUGGUCGCCCAGACUGCAGCGUGAACCCCAUCCACCUCCUUUCCACCCCUACGUCAGCACUGUGAUACCCCCACCUCAAACGCAGCCCCCCGCACCUCCUUUUAUAACUACCACUAUCACCUCCACAGCCUAUGUCAACACUGCACCAGCUCCACGCCAGCCCCCUGUGUCUGCACCUCUGCUCACGUCUACAAUGACUGCCCCAACCGUCAACACCACUUUCUCAGCUCCUGUUAUCACUUCACCUCUUCUUCCGUCAUUCUCAUCUGCGCCUCCCAUCCCUCAGUUCAAAUCCCCUGCUCAAGUAAUGACGUCUCCUCCACCUGCUCCACAGCUAAGCACCCUACCUCCAUCUCUUAGUGCAGCACCCGUUACUCAAAUGAACACCAUCCAUGCUUCUCACCUCAACCUAUCUCCAGCUGCUUUAGGUAGAACUGCGCCUGUACCUCAGUUUUUCACCCCUCCCGCUCCUAAACUUAGCACUGUCCAAACUGAUUCUACAAUAAGUUUGCAGCAAGUCACAUCUCCCGCUACUUUUUUGAGAAGCACUCAUGCCUCUCUAAUGAAUCUCAGUGCUACUUCACAGACUUUUAACUACGCCAGGCCUAAAGAGUUUAUUACAGCGCAAAGUUUUUCACCAGUUAGAAGUCCAUCCCCAACCGAGUCCCCUGUCCCAUUGCUUCAGGAGUUGGCUGCUGAGUUCAGUUCUUCAGCCACUAGCUCUCCAACUAUCCCUCCUUUCUCUCCUCCUCCAAGAAUUUUCCCAACAAGAGUGCUGCAGUCUCCCACCAGUCCACCCUCACUGGUGUCUUCUCCUACCCUGGGCUCAAUGCUCCUGAACACUGUUUUCGGACUGAGGGCACAGUCGCCACCACAAGCAGCCUCUCCAACAUCAAGCAGCUCCACUCCUAGUCCCAUUCAAAACCCAGUGGCCUUCCUUAGCUCUGUCCUGCCUUCACUGAGCCCGCUAAAAGCCACUAAUGAAAUGGGCCUUCCAAAACGCGCUCCAAUUGGGCCAAUCAAAAAGACAGCUAAAGCCCGUGUUCCGUCACUUGAAGAAAUUCGUGAAAGCAAAGAGUGCCUACUCAUGGAUAUUGAGAAAAAGCUUAGACUUAAAGAUGAUACUCCACAAUACCAGCAUCAACAGAAGCCGAGUUUUGAGGGGAAAACAGCGAGCAGACCCCUUGGACCAAUCAAUGCUGCCACUGUCAUUAACUAUGAAGAGGAAUACAAAAUAUCAAAUUUUGAGCAGAGAUUAAUGAGUGAGAUUGAGUUUCGUUUGGAGCGGACCCCGGUGGAGGAGUCGGAUGAUGAAGUGCAGCACGAGGACGUCCCGACAGGAAAGUGCAUCGCCCCCAUUUUUGACAAAAAACUCAAAAACUUCAGAGCCAUGGAGGGGGUGCCUGUUACCUUCUCUUGUAAACUAGUGGGGGUCCCUGUCCCAAAGGUUUACUGGUUUAAAGAUGGCAAACAGAUUCUAAGGAAAAACACCCACUACAGGAAGAUAAGGGAGGGAGAUGGGACAUGUGCUCUACACAUCGAGUCUGUGACAAGCGAUGAUGAUGGAAACUACACUGUUAUGGCAGCAAAUCCACAGGGUCGGAUCAGCUGCUCAGGUCAUUUGAUUGUCCAAACUGGAUCAGCUCGCAACAGACAGACUCCAAUUAGUGCACAGAGGGUUCGUUCUCGUAUUCAGGAGGUGGAGACGGAACAAACUCAGGAGCGCUUCUUUCGGCCUCACUUCUUACAGGCUCCAGGCGAUAUGAUGGCUCAUGAGGGCAAGCUCUGCAGACUGGACUGUAAAGUGAGUGGUCUACCUAACCCUGAGCUUAUGUGGUUGGUGAAUGGAAGGCCCAUUUACCCAGAUCUGUACCAUAAGAUGCUCGUGCGAGAAAACGGCGUGCACUCACUGGUAAUUGACCCUUUGACACAAAAAGAUGCUGGGACGUACACCUGCAUUGCCAGCAACAAAGCCGGACAAAGCUCCUUCAAUCUGGAGCUAAGUGUAGUGGAAAAAGAAAUGAAGCAUCCUCCUCAGUUUGUUGAGAAGCUACAGAACAUGGGGAUCCCCGAAGGAACACCGGUCCGACUCGAGUGUCGCGUAGUUGGAAUGCCUUCUCCUGUCAUUUUCUGGAAGAAAGACAACGAAACCAUUCCCAGAACUAGAGACAGGAUAAGUAUGCACCAGGAUGUGACAGGGUACGUGUGUCUCCUUAUUCAGCCCACAACUAAAGAGGAUGCUGGCUGGUACACUGUGUCAGCAAAGAAUGAGGCUGGGAUUGUGUCUUGCACCUGUCGGCUCGAUAUCUAUGCUCAGUGGCAUCAGAGUGUCCCGGCUCCCAUGAAGAAGACACAGCGAACAGGAAGUCGGUACGCUGCGUUAACAGGACAGGGACUGGACAUAAAAUCAGCUUUCUGUGCGCCUGACACCAGUCCCUACCUGUUUGCCAGCUCCCCUCCGGAAGCCACCCUGGAGAGCGACGAGCUGUGAGAGAAAAAACUGUCACUAAACAAACCAAAAACUGCCAGUAACUUCACUUCUUUCUUCUCUCUGUUCGGACACUUAACCCCUCAGCCUAAUACAAACUUCUUCCAACUCUGUGGUAGAUUUGCACUUUUCCGCUUCAUAUAAAAAGGUGGUUAAACAGCACUUUUGUUCUAUAAUUUUACUACCUAAUUUUGCUUUCUGUAAUCACCCAGUACUAACCCACAUCACUGACAUAAACACUGAUAGCCUUGACGUAACAUCUUUUAAGUUUUCUACAGCCACUAAAAAAUUUCUUUGAUUUCUCUGUAAGUUUUGGCCUUUUUGAUUACAAAAUAUUAUUGCACAUUAUUGUGACCUCAACAAUAUGAACCAGAGCUAGGGUUGUCACUCACAAUACUAAAAAUUUCUAAAUCUAUUUUAAUAUAAAAGACAAGGCUUGAUACUCAAUAACAAUUUUUACGUAAUUUUCAUGUUUCAAUUAUCAUCUUAUAAUACUUCUGAUAUAGAUCAAGACUAUAUAAACUAUUCAUGAAAGGACAAAAUCUGCCCUAUUUAAGUGUUGUUUUUUUAAAGUAUUGAUAUUAGUUUUUGUAUCAACUAGUAUUGUUUUUAGGUAUUGAUUUUUGGACAAUACCACUAAAGACUAAAUAUAAAGAGAAUAUACAAGACAUCAUUAUUGCUCAAGAGAUGAAAAUGAUUGCAACUCAUUGUGCUUGAUGCUAGACUCAACUCAAUAAUCCCAGGUUAGUCACCAUUCCACUUUAACUCACAUGUACAGAAACACAACAAGUGACAGAUUUAAAAGUCUUAGCUCAUGAGCCAUCAGAGGAAGCUUUUAUUUUAAUUAUGUUGCAAUUUUGUAUAUUAUAUUAAAUUUAGAUUAAUGUAGUCUAAGUUUGUGUUUGUAAUAAUAAUUAAUCUAUAACAAUGAUGGAAAUGUCUAAAUAAAAAUAUAAAUUAUAGUUUAAUGUUUAUAGAAAGCUUACGUUUACAAGAUAUAUCAAUUUCAAUGAAGGAGAUCACAUUUUUGUAUGCAUGGCAAACUGCUGAUAAACAAAAUAUUUCAUGGCUUACUGUUUGUUUCUAUUAAAUUCACAUCUGAAGAAUUUCCCCUGAACUAGAUUUAGUUUGGGAUUUAUUAGUCAGUUUUUGACUAAAAUAUUUAUAUUUUCCAGAGGUUUUCUUUUAGGCUUUGAAUAAGUCCUUGAGCAGUGUGGAUGUAGUUUGAAAGCACAUAUGUAAAGUUGCACAUGUAAAAUAGAUGCUGUUCUCAUAAUAAAGUUUUAUUUAUUAAAAUGUUUAAA
Periophthalmus magnuspinnatus is the source of this 7049-nucleotide messenger RNA. It is a transcript of the gene mypn, whose product is annotated as myopalladin. The coding region runs from base 184 to 5748 and encodes 1854 amino acids. The record is from RefSeq and is a predicted model, not a curated record. NCBI's taxonomy places the organism in Eukaryota, Metazoa, Chordata, Actinopteri, Gobiiformes, Gobiidae. Gene Ontology annotation, molecular function: protein kinase activity. The transcript is spliced from 21 exons.